AGUGGGCUGCAUCAGUGCAGCCUUCAGACCCAGAAUGAAGGAGCUCUUGUGGGUUGCGUGUCUGUACAUCUUCUGUCUUCAUGGGUGUGGAACUCUUGGAGUAAAUGGAAAUGAGGACUUCUUGCUCCUUGCAGGUCCUCUGACUGAAAAUGUGGCCACGAGCUCCGACAAGGAGGGACUCUCUGAGUGCAGCCUUCCCAUAGUUGCUGCUUCUGAGCCGUAUUUGAAGGGGCUGCAGAGCAGAGGGGUGACCCACGUCAAGGUGCCGCUGUCAUGGGCUCAGCUCCUUCCCACGGGUCUGGCCAGCCAGCCCCAGCAGGAUGCGCUCCAGUGUUACAAGACUCUGAUGAAGCAGCUGCUGAAGGUGGGUCUGCAACCUCUGGUCAUCCUCCAUGAAUCAACCGUUCCAGACGCUCUGAGGGCAAGGUAUGGAGGCUGGGAGAGCCAGGAGCUGGUAGACAUGUUCCAGCAGUAUGCAGAGUUCGCCUUCAGGGAGUUUGCAGAUCUGGCACACUCAUGGGUGACUGUCAGUGACUUGGGCAGCAUCUGGCAGAACGGACCGACUGCUCAGCAAAAUAUUCUGCAGCUCAACAAGAAUGUUUACAAGAUCUUCCAUGAACAUAUUCCAAGCAAAUUGUUUGCAGGGAGGAAAUUAUCCUUUGGUCUGGAAACAAAAGACAUGGCGACAGUUCCCCACAUGGAAGCGUCAACAGCUGCCGAUUUCCUUUCCGUGCACGUUCAAUACAGUUGUGGCUCCCCAGCAGACUUUGAACAGCAGCUGAGGAACUUACAGAUAUCUAGUGGAAACUUGCCCAUCCUCAUUUACAAGAUGACUGUUCAUGAAUGUGCCCACAGCCAGCAACAGCCUGUGGAAAAAUUACUACAUGUACUACAGAGCAGUGGAUUGAAUAUUAUUGGAUGCGACAUCGUCGACAUCUUACUAAACAUGGAUCAAAGGGAUGCUUCAUUGAGGAGUUCUGGUCACCCAGUGUCCAGGAACAGUUAUCAGAGUGUUUGGGAUAAAUUUGGCUCCCAAACAGCAGCAGAACGAGACGUGUUCCUUGAUGAGUCUUUCCCUUCCGGUUUCCAAUGGACAACCUCUGCAGAGUCUUUCAAGGUGGAGGGCGGCUGGUUGGAAGGCGGCAAAGGAGAAACCAUUUGGGAUCGCUUUGGCCAUGAUAACUUAGCCUUUGAAAAUCAGACAGCAGAUCUCGCUUGUGAUAGCUACAACAAAGUGGAAUAUGAUGUCUACCUGUUGAGAGGUCUUCAAGUCAAUACCUAUCAGUUUUCCAUCUCCUGGGCUCGAAUUUUCCCAUCAGGCCACAGAGACAGCCAAACAGAGAAAGGAGUUCUCUACUAUGACAAGCUCAUCAAUACGCUCAUAGAAUCUGGCAUCCAGCCUGUCGUCACACUCUACCACUGGGAUCUGCCACAGGCCCUCCAGGACAAUGGUGGAUGGACCAACCCAACUAUAGUUGAUGCUUUCAAGGACUAUGCAGACUUCUGCUUCUCCAGGUUUGGAGACAGAGUCAAGACCUGGAACACAUUUAGUAGCCCCUGGGUGGUGAGCCAUGCUGGACAUGGUACUGGUGAGCAUCCUCCUGGAGUAAAAGACUACGCUUCAUCCUCUUAUCAGGUCACUCACAACAUUAUCAAGUCUCAUGCUGAGGCUUGGCAUGUCUAUAAUGACAACUACAGGGCAACUCAGGGAGGGAAAGUGGGCAUAGCACUUAAUUCUGACUGGGCUGAGCCCAAAACCCCAACCAACUCUGAAGACAUUGCAGCUGCAGAUCGCUACCUGCAGUUCAUGCUGGGCUGGUUUGCACAUCCCAUUUUUGUAGAUGGAGAUUAUUCUGUGGCACUGAAAACACAAAUUGAGCUGAAACUGAAAGAGUGCCCCAGCUCUCCGCCAGCAGUGCUCCCAGUUUUUACCUCUGAAGAGAAGGCCAGAAUAAAGGGAACAGCUGACUUUUUUGGUCUAAACCAUUUUACCUCUCGGUUGGUAAAUACCGUUAAAGGGGGUUGCACUUCUGGUCCUGAGGGAGUGGGAGAUUAUGCAGCAGGUGUGGACCCCUCAUGGCCUUCAACAGCCUCAGAUUGGAUCUAUUCUGCACCGUGGGGACUUCGGAGGCUUCUAAACUACAUCUCAUUAGAAUAUUUGAGUGCUACCAAAGUGCCUAUCUACAUAACUGGGAAUGGAAUGCCAACAGCAUACAGCAGUGAAACCAUCAAUGAUGUAAGCAGAGUAGAGUAUCUGAGAAGGUACAUCAACGAGGCUCUGAAAGCACAAGCGACUGAUGGAGUUGAUGUGCAACGAUUCACAGUGCAGUCACUCAUGGAUGGGUUUGAGGGCCCGCAAGGCUAUAGUGAAAGAUUUGGUCUUACUCAUGUGAACUUUGAAGAUGCAAACCGACAAAGAACCCCAAAGCAAUCAGCAUAUUUCUUCUCUGGUGUUAUUGAGAACAAUGGUUUUGGAACAGCCACACGCAGUUUUAAAAAUGUGGCAGAAAUAACAGUGACUCCUCGUUCUUCCAAACUUUUAGCUUCAGAGGUUCCAUCUGAAGCAAAGGUAGUGUGGGACACCCUGUCCAGGCAAUCCAGGUUCCGGAGACACGUGUAUCACUAUGGCACUUUCCCACAAGACUUCAUUUGGGGGGUUUCAUCUUCAGCUUACCAAAUUGAGGGUGGCUGGAAUGCUGAUGGGAAAGGACCCAGCAUCUGGGAUAAUUUCACUCAUGGAAUAAACACUAUCCCUGAGGUUGCAAAUGGAGACGUAGCUUGCGACAGUUACAACAGACUUGAUGAAGACCUGUUCAUGUUAGGGGCUCUGAAAGUGAAAUCAUACAGAUUUUCCUUGUCCUGGUCCAGAAUCUUCCCUGAUGGAACACGCUCUUCUCUCAACCAGAAAGGUGUUGACUAUUACAACAGGCUAAUUGAUGGUCUCUUGGCUCGUGGCAUCACUCCCAUGGUAACACUUUAUUAUUGGGACUUGCCUCAGGCUUUACAAGAUAUUGGCGGCUGGGAAAGUAUACAAAUGAUCAAUUUGUUUAAUGAUUACUGUGACUUCUGCUUUGCCACCUUUGGCGACAGAGUCAAAUUCUGGAUAACCUUCAACCAGCCUCACACAAUUGCUUGGGCAGGAUAUGGAACAGGUGCCAUGCCACCAAAUGUCAACAGUCCAGGAAGUGCACCAUACGAAGUUGCACACAACCUCAUAAAAGCUCAUGCUACAGCCUAUCACACAUACGAUGACAAGUAUCGUGCAUCACAAGGUGGUCUGGUCUCCAUUGCCCUAGAUGCUGACUGGGUUGAACCUUAUGAUGUUAAUGUCCACCGGGAAAUUCUGGCUGCUGACCGCGCGAUGCAGUUCAGGCUGGGUUGGUUUGCACACCCCAUUUUCAAGAAUGGAGACUAUCCUGAGGCAAUGAAAGAACAAGUUCGUGUAAAAAGUGAACUCCAACGGCUGACAGAAUCAAGACUACCUUCCUUCACUGAGGAUGAGAAAAACUUCAUUAGGGGAACUGCAGAUGUGUUCUGUAUAAACCACUACACCACCAAAAUAGUUAAUCAUGUAACGGACCAACUGACACCUCCAUCCUAUCAAUUUGACAGGGACAUUGUAGAAAAUGAGGAAACCAAUUCUCCAACUACAGUCAUAGGGGGCCAAAGAGCUGUAGCAUGGGGCUUAAGAAGACUCCUCAACUGGAUAAAGGAAGAAUAUGGAGAUCCAGACAUUUACGUCUCUGAAAAUGGUGCUGCUACAGAUCGGGGAAUGACUUGGGACGACAUUGAUAGAGUAUUUUUUUACAAGACCUACAUUGACGAGGUUCUCAAAGCUUAUGAGCUUGAUGGAGUGAAGGUCAAAGGCUACAUUGCAACAUCUCUCCUGGAUUCUUUUGAAUGGUUACACGGCUACAUAUAUGCAUUUGGGUUGCAUUAUGUAGACUUCAAUGACCCAAACCGUCCAAGAACCCCAAAAUUUUCAGCUCAUUACUAUUAUCAAGUCAUGAAGAAUAAUGGUUUCCCUGAAACAGCAGAAUUUGGAAAGCUGUGGGGACAUUUUGCAGAUGGUUUCAUGUGGAGCACUGCAACAGCAUCAUACCAGAUUGAAGGAGCAUGGAGAGCAGAUGGGAAAGGUAUCAGCAUCUGGGAUAAGUUCACCCACACUCCAGGCAAAGUGUUGAACAAUGACAAUGGGGACAUAGCCUGUGACAGUUACAAUAAAUUAGAAGUGGACAUUGGUUUAUUGAAGCAGUUAAAGGUAACCCACUACCGUAUGUCCAUAUCAUGGCCACGGGUGCUCCCUGAUGGUACGAUAAAUAACAUUAAUGAGGCUGGGGUCGAUUACUACCAUCGUGUGAUAGAUGCACUGCUUGCUGCAAAUAUCCAGCCUCAGGUCACACUGUACCAUUGGGAUCUUCCACAAGCUAUAGAGGAUCAAGGAGGCUGGUUGAGCGAUAUUGUUGUGGACAGAUUCAGGGAUUACGCAGACUUUCUUUUUAGCCGUUUUGGACAAAAAGUCAAGUUUUGGAUCACAAUCAAUGAACCAUAUAUUAUAGCUCUUUUGGGCUAUGGUUAUGGGUCAUUUGCGCCAGGAAUUAGCCAUGACCCAGGCUCUCUACAUUACGUUGCUGGCCACAAUGUGAUUAAGGCACACGCAGAGGCCUGGCACGUCUACAACGACAAAUAUCGAGCCGAACAAAAAGGAAGGAUUUCCAUCACUCUCAACUCAGACUGGGCAGAACCCCGAAACCCCUACAAGCAAGAGGACAUCGAUGCUGCAAAGCGUUACAUGGAUUUCUUCCUUGGUUGGUUUGCCAAUCCCAUUUUUAACGGAGACUAUAAUGAACCGAUGAAAAGAAUCAUUCGAGAACGCAGUCUUGCAGCUGGUUUGGAGAAAUCCAGAUUGCCUGAAUUUACUCCAGCGGAGAUAGAGAGGAUUAAAGGCACGCAUGACUUUUUCGGGUUAAACCAUUAUACAUCUGUUUUGGCAUUUAGUGUUGAUUUUGGGGACACUCAGAACUACGAUGCAGACAGAGGUGUAGUGGUGAUUUCUGACCGAACCUGGCUUGAGAGCGGCUCUAACUGGCUGAGGAUCGCCCCACUUGGGUUCCGGAAGCUUUUGAAGUACAUAAAGGAUGAGUAUGGAGAUCCUCCAAUCCUUGUUACUGAGAAUGGUGUGUCAGAGAAUGGACCAGUCGAUCUAAAUGAUGAGCACAGAUCUUUCUUCUAUGAGAAUUACAUCAACGAGGCGCUUAAAGCUAACAUGACUGAUGGCGCCAAUGUCAUCGGUUACACUGCUUGGUCACUGAUGGACAACCUGGAAUGGGCUUCUGGCUAUGGAGAGAGAUUUGGCCUUUUCUAUGUGAACCAUACAAAUGCCGACAGGCCUCGUACUCCUAAGGCCUCUGUGCCUUUUUACACCACUAUUGUCAGGUGCAAUGGAUUUCCAGACCCUGCAGAUGGACCUCAUGAUUGUACAAACUCACUCUCUUCAACAUCUGCGCCUAUAUCUGAAGCAGUAACAAAAGAACCGAUCCAAGAAAACCCCGUGAACUUCCUGGGUAUGAAGCUCUCCAUCGAUGAAGCUGUGACUGGACUCAACACCACCUUUGCUUUGCUGAUAGUUUCCGUGGUUGCAGUGGCUGGUGUAACCGCUUUGCUCAUUGUUUCAAGAAAGCGUUCAAAGAAAAGGAAGAAUGACCCGCAGGGCAGGCCAUCCCUGGUCAUCAAGAGCUACAACCCUGCCUGUUUUCUAGCUCUUUCUGGACUCCUCAAUGCUGACAACCUCAGGAUCAAUCAGGAUGUGGAAUCACUUGAAGCAUCACAAUCAGUGGGCUGCAUCAGUGCAGCCUUUAGAGCCAGAAUGAAGGAGCUCUUGUGGGUUGCGUGUCUGUACAUCUUCUGUCUUCAUGGGUGUGGAAGUCUUGGGGUAAAUGUAAAAGAGGACUUCAUGCUCCUUGCAGGUCCUCUGAUUGAAAAUGUGGCCACAAGCCCUGACAAGGAGGGACUUGAUGUCUCUGAGUGCAGCCUUCCCAUAGUUGCUGCUUCUGAGCCGUAUUUGAAGGGGCUGCAGAGCAGAGGGGUGACCCACGUCAAGGUGCCGCUGUCAUGGGCUCAGCUCCUUCCCACGGGUCUGGCCAGCCAGCCCCAGCAGGAUGCGCUCCAGUGUUACAAGACUCUGAUGAAGCAGCUGCUGAAGGUGGGUCUUCAACCUCUGGUCAUCCUCCAUGGAUCAACCGUUCCAGACACUCUGAGGGCAAGGUAUGGAAGCUGGGUGAGCCAGGAGCUGGUAGACAUGUUCCAGCAGUAUGCAGAGUUCGCCUUCAGGGAGUUUGCAGAUCUGGCACACUCAUGGGUGACUCUCAGUGACUUGGGCAGCAUCUGGCAGAACGGACCGACCGCUCAGCAAAAUAUUCUGCAGCUCAACAAGAAUGUUUACAAGAUCUUCCAUGAACAUAUUCCAAGCAAAUUGUCUGGGAGAAGGGGUUUGUCUUUUGGUUUGGAUGCGGCAAAUGUGGCCAUCCUCUCCCAAAUUGAAGCGUCAACAACUGCAGAUUUCCUGUCUGUGCAUAUUGAGUACAGCUGUGCCUCUUCAGCAGACUUUGAACAGAGCCUGAGAAACAUGCAGAUAUCCAGCAGAAACUUGCCUAUCCUCAUAUCAAAGAUGAAUGUUCGCGACUGCACUGAUAGCCAACAUGAGCCUCUCCGAGAGUUACUGCAUGUACUUCAAAGCAGUGGACUGAAUAUCAUUGGAUGUGACAUUGUGGAUGUGUUACUCCGAAUGGAUGUGCAGGAUGCUUCAUUUGGUUAUCAUCAUCAAGACUCAAUAGGGAUUCCAGAGUCCAGGAAUGCUUAUCAGAGUGUUUGGGAUAAAUUUGGCUCCCAAACAGCAGCAGAACGAGACGUGUUCCUUGAUGAGUCUUUCUCCUCCGGUUUCCAAUGGGCAACCUCUGCAGAGUCUUUCAAGGUGGAGGGCGGCUGGUUGGAGGGCGGCAAAGGAGAAACCAUUUGGGAUCGCUUUGGCCAUGAUAACUUAGCCUUUGAAAAUCAGACAGCAGAUCUCGCUUGUGAUAGCUACAACAAAGUGGAAUAUGAUGUCUACCUGCUGAGAGGUCUUCAAGUCAAUACCUAUCAGUUUUCCAUCUCCUGGGCUCGAAUUUUCCCAUCAGGCCACAGAGACAGCCAAACAGAGAAAGGAGUUCUCUACUAUGACAAGCUCAUCAAUACGCUCAUAGAAUCUGGCAUCCAGCCUGUUGUCACACUCUACCACUGGGAUCUGCCACAGGCCCUCCAGGACAAUGGUGGAUGGACCAACCCAACUAUUGUUGAUGCUUUCAAGGACUAUGCAGACUUCUGCUUCUCCAGGUUUGGAGACAGAGUCAAGACCUGGAACACAUUUAGUAGCCCCUGGGUGGUGAGCCAUGCUGGACAUGGUACUGGUGAGCAUCCUCCUGGAGUAAAAGACUACGCUUCUUCCUCUUAUCAGGUCACUCACAACAUAAUCAAGUCUCAUGCGGAGGCUUGGCAUGUCUAUAAUGACAAGUACAGGGCAACUCAGGGAGGGAAAGUGGGCAUUGCACUUAAUUCUGACUGGGCUGAGCCCAAAACCCCAGCCAACCCAGAAGACAUUGCAGCUGCAGAUCGCUACCUGCAGUUCAUGCUGGGCUGGUUUGCACAUCCCAUUUUUGUAGAUGGAGAUUAUUCUGUGGCACUGAAAACACAAAUUGAGCUAAAACUGAAAGAGUGCCCCAGCUCUCCACCAGCAGUGCUCCCAGUUUUUACCUCUGAAGAGAAGGCCAGAAUAAAGGGAACAGCUGACUUUUUUGGUCUAAACCAUUUUACCUCUCGGUUGGUAAAUACCAUUAAAGGUGGUUGCACUUCUGGUCCUGAGGGAGUGGGAGAUUAUGCAGCAGGUUUGGACCCCUCAUGGCCUUCAACAGCCUCAGAUUGGAUCUAUUCUGCACCAUGGGGACUUCGGAGGCUUCUAAACUACAUUUCAUUAGAAUAUUUGAGUGCUACUAAAGUGCCUAUCUACAUAACUGGGAAUGGAAUGCCAACAGCAAACAGCAGUGAAACCAUCAAUGAUGUAAGCAGAGUAGAGUAUCUGAGAAGGUACAUCAACGAGGCCCUGAAAGCACAAGCCAUUGAUGGAGUUGAUGUGCAAAGAUUCACAGUCCAGUCACUCAUGGAUGGGUUUGAGGGCCCGCAAGGCUAUAGUGAAAGAUUUGGUCUUCUUUAUGUAAAUUUUGAAGAUGCAAACCGACAAAGAACCCCAAAGCAAUCAGCAUAUUUCUUCUCCGGUGUUGUUGAGAAUAAUGGUUUUGGAACAGCAAGACAUGAUUUUAAAAAAGUGACAGAAUUAAAGUUUACUCCUCGUUCUUCCAAGCUCUUAGCCUCAGAGGUUCCAUCUGAAGCAAAGGUAGUGUGGGACACCCUGUCCAGGCAAACAAAGUUCCAGAGACACGUGUAUCACUAUGGCACUUUCCCACAAGACUUCAUUUGGGGGGUUUCAUCUUCAGCUUACCAGAUUGAAGGUGGCUGGAAUGCUGAUGGGAAAGGACCCAGCAUCUGGGAUAAAUUUACUCAAGCACCUGGCAACAUUCCUGAAAAUGCAAAUGGAGACGUAGCCUGCGACAGUUACAACAGAAUUGAUGAAGACCUGUUCAUGCUGAAAGCUCUGAAAGUGAAGUCAUACAGAUUUUCCUUGUCCUGGUCCAGAAUCUUCCCUGAUGGAAGACGCUCUUCUCUCAACCAGAAAGGUGUUGACUAUUACAACAGGCUAAUUGAUAGUCUCCUUACCCAGGGUAUCACUCCCAUGGUAACACUUUAUUAUUGGGACUUGCCUCAGGCUUUGCAAGAUAUUGGCGGCUGGGAGAGUGUACAAAUGAUCGAUUUAUUCAAUGAUUAUUGUGACUUCUGCUUUGCCACCUUUGGUGACAGAGUCAAAUUCUGGAUAACCUUCAACCAGCCUCACACAAUUGCUUGGGCAGGAUAUGGAACGGGUGCCAUGCCACCAAAUGUCAACAGUCCAGGAAGUGCACCAUACGAAGUUGCACACAACCUCAUAAAAGCUCAUGCUACAGCCUAUCACACAUACGAUGACAAGUAUCGUGCAUCACAAGGUGGUCUGGUCUCCAUUGCCCUAGAUGCUGACUGGGUUGAACCUUAUGAUGUUAAUGUCCACCGGGAAAUUCUGGCUGCUGACCGCGCAAUGCAGUUCAGGCUGGGUUGGUUUGCACACCCCAUUUUCAAGAAUGGAGACUAUCCUGAGGCAAUGAAAGAACAAGUUAAAAUAAAAUGUGAAUUCCAAGAUUUGCCAAAUUCAAGACUACCUUCCUUCACCGAGGAUGAGAAGAACUUUAUCAGGGGAACUGCAGAUGUGUUCUGUAUAAACCACUACACCACCAAGAUAGUAAAUCACUUAACGGACCAACUGACUCCUCCAUCCUAUCAGUUUGACAGGGACAUUGCAGAAAAUGAGAUAACUGAUUUCCCAACUACAGCCAUAGGCGGCCAAAGAGCUGUUGCAUGGGGCUUAAGAAGGCUCCUCAACUGGAUAAAGGAGGAAUAUGGAGAUCCAGACAUUUACAUCUCUGAGAAUGGAGCAGCUUUAGAAGCAGGGACCUUGUGGGAUGACAUUAACAGGGUAUUCUUUUACAAGACCUAUAUUGACGAAGCUCUGAAAGCCCAUGAACUUGAUGGAGUAAAAGUAAAAGGCUACAUUGCAACAUCUCUCAUGGAUUCUUUUGAGUGGUUGAAUGGCUAUAAACUUGGGUUUGGAUUGCACCAUGUGGACUUCAGCAAUACUAAUAGACCAAGAACACCUAAAUAUUCAGCACAUUACUACUACCAAAUCAUGAAAGACAAUGGUUUCCCUUUGCCAGAUGAUGAAAGGAUGAUAUGGGGACACUUUCAAAAGGACUUUAUUUGGAGUUGCGCAACAGCAGCAUAUCAGAUUGAAGGGGGAUGGAGAGAAGAUGGAAAAGGUCUAAGCAUAUGGGACAAGUUUGCUCAUACCGCUCUAAAAAUUGCCAACUAUGACAAUGGGGACAUAGCCUGUGACAGUUACCACAAGAUAGAUGAGGAUGUUGCCAUUUUGAAGCAACUUAAGGUGACGCACUAUCGUUUCUCAAUAUCCUGGUCAAGGAUUCUGCCUGAUGGCACCAUUAAUCAUAUCAAUGAUGCUGGACUGAACUAUUAUCACAGACUGGUGGAUGCACUCCUUGCUGCAAACAUCCAGCCACACAUCACUCUUUACCACUGGGAUCUUCCACAAGCUCUGCAGAAUGUUGGUGGCUGGGAGAACGACACUAUUGUCGACAGAUUCAAAGAUUACGCUGACCUCAUUUUUAGCCGUCUUGGCCACAAAGUCAAACUUUGGGUCACCAUUAAUGAGCCAUAUAAUGUAGCAAUGGUAGGGCAUGGCUACGGAGUGUCUGCCCCAGGUGAAAGCUUCCGACCUGGAACUUUGCCAUACAUUGUCGGCCACAACCUUAUCAAAGCUCAUGCAGAAGCUUGGCACAUAUACAAUGAUAAAUACCGGGCUGAACAGAAAGGAAUGGUCUCCAUUACCAUCAACUCUGACUGGUCAGAACCAAGAAAUCCCCAUAAGCAAGAAGACAUUGAUGCCUCAAGACGUCUGUUGCAGUUUUACAUCGGCUGGUUUGCUAAUCCCAUUUAUAAUGGAGACUACAAUGAAGUGAUGAAGACAGUGGUUCGGGAGCGCAGUAUUGCUGCUGGUUUGCCAAAAUCUCGGCUGCCUGAGUUUACUCCAGAGGAGAUUAAGAGAAUAAAAGGCACUUAUGAUUAUUUUGGCUUCAACCACUACACCACCGUUUUGGCAUUCCCAGUAGAGUACGGAAACCUUCAGCAUUACGAUGCAGACAGGGGAGCGGGCACCAUUGUGGAUCGUACGUGGUUGGAUUCGGGUUCGGGCUGGCUGAAGGUCACACCGUUUGGAUUCCGCAGAAUAUUAAAUUUCAUCAAAGAGGAGUAUGGAAACCCCCCAAUUAUUAUUACUGAAAAUGGUGUUUCGGAAAGAGGACCCAAGGAUUUAAAUGAUGAGCACAGGAGUUACUUUUAUGAGAAAUACAUCAACCAGCUGCUAAAAGCUUACCUGUUAGAUGGCGUGGACAUCCGCGGGUUCACAGCCUGGUCACUGAUGGACAACCUGGAAUGGGCCACUGGUUUUUCAGAGAAAUUUGGUCUUUUCUACGUUAACCAUUCAGAUCCUGAUCUGCCUCGUGUUGCCAAAGCCUCCGUUUCUGCUUAUUCCACCAUUAUCAGCUGCAACGGAUUCCCCGAUCCAGAACAGGGACCUCAUGACUGCAUGUCACCUGAACCGGAAGCUACUAAAGAGCCAGAAGGAGACAACUCUGUAAGCUUCCUGGGCUUACAACUGUCCGUCAGCGAAGCUGCGACUGGACUCAACACCACCUUUGCUCUGCUGGUUGUUGCCGUGUUUGCAGCCAUUUCCAUGACCACUUUCUUUGUUAUUAAAAAAAAGAAAAAAUAAUGUAGAGAAACAACAUGAGAUGGAACUGUACAACUCUGAGGUCCAACAUCACUGACCUGUAGCUAUUCACAAGCUUCUUUAAGUAUUUUACUCUGUAAAUAACUUACAAAAAUGUUUCAUAUUUCCUAAUUAAUUUCGUUACAGCUUAUAUGAUCACGUUCCUUACGUUUUGGCAGAAUGUCUACUUUUAUUAUCCAGAAGCAUGAAACUAAUAUCCACUGAUGUAAAUUCUUACACAACCAGGUUGAUUAGUUACAUAAUGAAUAAAACAGUGAAAUAAAAAAUAAAGUAUUUCCUGACUUG
Messenger RNA from Oryzias latipes (Japanese medaka), 11821 nucleotides. Its product is annotated as lactase/phlorizin hydrolase. NCBI's taxonomy places the organism in Eukaryota, Metazoa, Chordata, Actinopteri, Beloniformes, Adrianichthyidae. Gene Ontology annotation, biological process: carbohydrate metabolic process. The record is from RefSeq and is a predicted model, not a curated record. Gene Ontology annotation, molecular function: beta-glucosidase activity.